Monoraphidium neglectum is the source of this 430-nucleotide messenger RNA. RefSeq lists its product as hypothetical. The record is from RefSeq and is a predicted model, not a curated record. The transcript has a single exon. Lineage: Eukaryota; Viridiplantae; Chlorophyta; Chlorophyceae; Sphaeropleales; Selenastraceae. The annotation marks the transcript as partial.
AUGGAGGAGGGUCUGUCAAAGUGCGGCGCCUGGGCGCAGACGCAAGUCGACGCAGCGGCGGGGCCCUGCGCAGCGCCGAGCAUCGGCAAGCAGCUGGAUUUUGUUGCCCUGAGGAAGCUCUCCAGAGACAUCGGGAACGAUCGCAUGCCGUCUGCCGAGGAGCUGCCUUCAACAGUCGACGCGCUCCUGGCUGCCCUGGCGGCAGAGCACUGCAAUUAUGCUGCUCUAGUGCUCGAGCAGCUCAUCUGCAAGCUGCCCGUGCACGACAUCGCAAUCAUGCUGCCUGCGCUGGUCGCCCAGCUGCAUAUUCCCUGCGCAUUUGAGGCGGCCAGCCGGGCGCUUGUGCAGACCUUUUUAGGCGGCGACGACCUCGCGCGCUGCGUUGAGAUGCAGGGCCUCGCGUCAGCCUUAGUGAAGGCUGGGUGCUCUG